Zingiber officinale is the source of this 858-nucleotide messenger RNA. RefSeq names its product zinc finger protein GIS3-like. The record is from RefSeq and is a predicted model, not a curated record. Lineage: Eukaryota; Viridiplantae; Streptophyta; Magnoliopsida; Zingiberales; Zingiberaceae. Gene Ontology annotation, molecular function: DNA-binding transcription factor activity; transcription cis-regulatory region binding. The coding region runs from base 40 to 774 and encodes 244 amino acids. Gene Ontology annotation, biological process: trichome differentiation; trichome morphogenesis; gibberellic acid mediated signaling pathway. Gene Ontology annotation, cellular component: nucleus. The transcript has a single exon.
AGUGAAGGUGAGGUAUAUAUAAAGGGAAAGGAGAAAUGAAUGAGCUCACAAAGGAAAUGGGUUCAAUUUAAUCCCUUCAUUUCCUCCGAUUCCUCUCUAUAUAACUCGUCGGCGACGACGAUGGACGAUGGCGGCAACGCGAUGAAGCUGUUUGGAUUCAACAUGGCCGAGACCGAUGAGCCCGCCGAGUUGGCCUCCGUCUCCUCCUCCUCCGCCAACGCUGCCGCCGCCACAGGUGGCAGCGGAGACAGGGCCAAGUAUGAGUGCCACUACUGCUGCCGCGAGUUCACUAAUUCGCAGGCGCUCGGCGGCCACCAGAACGCGCACAAGAAGGAGCGCCAGAAGAUGAAGCGCGCGCAGUUGCAGCAGCAGAACCUCGUCUUCGCCGCUUCCGCCGCCGCUAGCGGCGGUGGCCUACUGUUUCCUCGGAAUUCGAUCGGGUCGGCUUUCUCUCCUCCGGCGCAGCUACUCCGAGGCGCCUCAGUCCGGUGGCUCUACUUCUCCCGCACGCACGAGCCGACGGCCCCUGUGUCGGCGGCGGCGCCCAUGCACGUGUCUCACGGGUGCGCCUUCCCUUCUUAUUCGUCCACGACUGCGCCGGCCGUCUCGGGGCCCGCCGUCUUCGCCCGCGCUUCCACCGGCGACCCAGCUGCACCGUCGGUUCGGAGGAUCUCCGUUGAGAAGGGGACGCGCAAUUCGGCGGGCAACUCGCCCGUUCCGGCCGAGUCGUGCGAACUCGACCUCAAACUCAGCCUCGCUCCCGCCGGGUUGUGACUCGGAUCGGAGAAUCAGGAUAAACAUGCAGUGUUUUUACCUCAAAAAAAACAAAAAAUAAUAAUAAUUUGCUUCGAGUUAUUC